GGAAGCGCAGAUUGAUGAGGAAGCAAAUUGGAUCAGAAGUCGUGCGGGAAGAAUACUCGAUGCCGAGUCGGUCCGUCGCUGGGCCAGUCCUCGUCUCGUGAUCUCGUGAUCUCGUGAUCGACGGGCGAGAUGGCGUGCGCACAACGUUUCUCUCGCGGGACAGUGGAUGUGCUGAGGGUGUGCUCGAUUGUCUGACGCGGUGCAAACGUGACGAGCGAAAGGAUCCAAGCUCGCAGCGCAGGUGGUGGGCGAAUUAUGGACGUGGUGAGAUGCACGCUUUCCUCUCUGGCAAUCCGUAAUUUGGGGUCGUCCUCGAUCGAUUUUCGGACGCCGCGUGUGUCGGUUCUCUCCUCCAGCCGAUUGCAGUGCUCGAAGGCAGCCGGUGGUGGUCGGCAGCCGCGAUGGCGAUGGCGAUGGCUCGACGCAGGAGUGAAGCCUGGACGCGCCAGAGCUGCCGCAACUGAGAGUACGUUCGGAGAGAUGGACGGGAUCGGCCGUGGCAGUAUGCCAAUCGAUGGUAGACGCUUCCCGUUUCUCUCUCGGGCGGGUCAGAAUGUUAUGACGAAUGUGUGCUCGAUUCUGGAGCAGGAGCUUGGCCCUUUUCUGAAGAGCAGCACCACACCCUCUGACGUUAGGUAUUUUAAAAAUGAACAGGGCAAUGCCGAGGGUUCGGUUUUUUUGCGAGCUGGAAAUGACUCCAAGGUGGAUUUCACUCUGGAAUCUUGGCUUCACGCAACACUGCCUUUCGGGACUCUAGAUAUUGCUACGUUGGUGGUCAUGCUGGGUCCCGAGACAGAUUCACCACACUUUUUGUUUGAGUUCAUCCAAAGUGGUCCGAGCCUUGUGGUCGUUCUGGAUCAUCUUCCGAGAAAGGACCUGGUGAUGGAGGCGGAAUACCAGAAACGUUUUUACGAAGAUCCAGAUCUUGACAAGAUAAGGCAGCUAUUCGAAACGGCUCCCGAAUCCAAGCCCUACAUUUCUUCUGUGCUGUUCAUCCGAAGCGUUGUGUCACCUACAGCUGUGUUGUACAAAUUGAGUUCCAGUACACAGGUAGAUGGUGGCGGUUUGGAGGAACAAAUCGAAAAUGUGGUCUAUCCUGGGUCUGAAAAAAUGGUCAAGGAAUGGGUUGAAUCCUUUCGUACUCGUGGCCUGCCAGUGACAAAUGUCGAUGACAUGGUUAAGAGAGACAACCAGAUCAAGACGUUGGGGAUAGAAGUUGAUCUCUCAGUCAAUCUUCCACGUUUGUUUGGACAGGAGAUUUCAGAUCGAAUCGUCCAUGCAUUCAGGACAUCGGGAUGUUCGAAGACCUGACUGAAGUUUGUUUCUGUAACGUAAGGUCCGUGUUGUCAGCUGGAGGGUGCUUUGACGCCGCAAUUUUGCAAGGGCUGGAUUGCGGGACUGUAAUCAUACAUGUACAUAAGGCACGUCUUCCGAGACUUAUAGCGACAUAGAUACCAGCUGAAGCUCUUCAAGAAUCUUUUCUGACCAAUGUUGGGCUCUGUGGCAUGCCAAGAACUUUCAUUGUACAAACUGCACACCUUCUCACAUGUACCUUUAUUGGUCAGUUGUAUAGAUUGAAUUAGUUCAAAAGACUUGACCACCUGGAUGGUGGCAUUUCCUUACUUCUUCAACAUGAUUAUACGUUAGUCAUUUGUUGUCUUGAACACGAUGUUCUUGCUCAGUCAAGUUUUUGUCUAGAAUAAGUUGGAGGAAAAGAGUGUUUCUUGCAAUUGGUACGUAGUCAGAGACAGGAUAUAAGCUCCGUGUUACCAUUACUCUAGCUUGAAAGAUCUCUCUCCUGAAUUUGACAUUUGUUGUCUUGAACACGAUGUUCUUGCUCAGUC
Marchantia polymorpha subsp. ruderalis is the source of this 1844-nucleotide messenger RNA. NCBI's taxonomy places the organism in Eukaryota, Viridiplantae, Streptophyta, Marchantiopsida, Marchantiales, Marchantiaceae. The record is from the annotation of a GenBank genome assembly.